Messenger RNA from Sciurus carolinensis (gray squirrel), 256 nucleotides. Its product is annotated as zinc finger protein 738-like. The record is from RefSeq and is a predicted model, not a curated record. Bases 1 to 168 code for a protein of 55 amino acids. The transcript is spliced from 2 exons. NCBI's taxonomy places the organism in Eukaryota, Metazoa, Chordata, Mammalia, Rodentia, Sciuridae. Gene Ontology annotation, biological process: regulation of DNA-templated transcription.
AUGGAGACAUGCCACACCUAUGGUGUUGAAGAGAAACCAUUGACAUUCAUGGAUGUGGCUAUUGAUUUCUCUCAAGAGGAAUGGGGAUGCCUGGACCAGGCUCAGCAGAAAUUAUACAGAGAUGUGAUGUUGGAGAACUACAGAAACCUGGUCUUUCUGAGUGAGUGAGCUUCCCUUCAGAAUCUUGAUUCACUAACAGUAUUGAAUGUCCUUCCUUUGUAGAGUAUCUCUUGGUAGGUCCACAUGCACAAAUCAG